Clarias gariepinus (North African catfish) is the source of this 1408-nucleotide messenger RNA. RefSeq names its product histamine N-methyltransferase (gene hnmt). Gene Ontology annotation, molecular function: N-methyltransferase activity. Lineage: Eukaryota; Metazoa; Chordata; Actinopteri; Siluriformes; Clariidae. The transcript is spliced from 7 exons. Bases 52 to 924 code for a protein of 290 amino acids. The record is from RefSeq and is a predicted model, not a curated record.
CCUGGGUGUCACUCCAUCGGUUGUCCUUACUCUGAGUACUUUUUUAGCAACAUGGCGAUGGAGACCAGGAGCCUAGUGGAGGAUUACUCCAGAUACCAGAAGGCGUUCGAGCUGUUUCUGGAGCGAUCGUCUGAGCACCAGAGUAUGAGAGACUUCAUCCAGGGGACACUUCCAGACAUUCUGUCUACUGUUGGAGCAGGAAAGUCCACUCUGAACGUGAUGGGAGUGGGAAGUGGAUCAGGUGAGAUCGAUCUGGAAAUGCUCACGCAGCUGCACGCUAAACAUCCCGAGGCCAGCAUUGAGAACGAGGUGGUGGAACCCAACGGAGACAUGACGUAUAAAUAUAAAGUUUUAGUAUCAACGAUGCCGGGCCUCGAUCACAUCACCUUCAAGUGGAAUAAGAUGACCGCGUCUGAGUUUGAGAGCGACUGGAAGCAGAGGAACACUGUCAAGAAGUUUGACUUCAUCCACAUGAUCCAGAUGAUGUACUAUGUGACCGACCCAGGGGCGACGGUUUCUUUUUUCCGAAGCUUACUGCACAAAGACGGCAAACUCCUCAUCAUCCUGGUCUCAGGAGAUAGUGGGUGGGGCGGGUUAUGGAGAUGCUACCGAGAUCAGGUGCACAGCCACUGUGUUACGACUGCAGACAUCAAGAGCUUCUUAGACUCUAAAGGAAUCCCUUAUAGGAGCCACGGAUUUGCGUCCAGUAUGGACAUCACAGAGUGUUUCACCCCUGGUGAUGAGAGAGGAGAGCUGAUGCUGGAUUUUCUGACUGAGAUACUGGAGUUCAGUAGGAGCGCUCCUCCGGAGCUGAAGGCUGGAGUGCUGGAGGUCCUUAAACAGCCCGGGUGCAGCCGAGAGGUGGACGGUAGGGUCAUGUUCAACAGCAACAUGGAGGCCUUGGUGAUUGACCCUGGACUCUGAAGAGGACACGUGCUACUACACUCGGAUAAUGUCUGAGCUUUAUCCUUAGCCAUGAUAUUUACUAUAUAACUGGAAGAGUUAGGAUGAGCAUUAGAAUUGUCAAUCAUAGACAGACUGUCGAUUCAAUUGAAUUUUCCUGUUUGAUUAAUUACCACUAAUAUUCUUUGUCUGAUUUUUCCCAGGCAGCUACUGUAUAUUUCCUACAGGUUUUAAUGUGAAACCACAUGAUCUGAUCUGAUUCGCACUAAGUCUAAUUACUUGUUUGGGCGACGAAGCGUUUUUAAACAGACGUUAGAAUCUGAUUUGUCCAUCUGUGCGCGUUUUGAUUUCUCACAAGCUCAUAAACGCCUGCAUAUAAAACAUGAUGCUAGACACAUAUUUAAAAAAAACAGAUCAAUAUACACAUUUAUUCAUGCUUUUUCACACUAAUGUUUCCUGGUCGAUACAGCAUGUCGAAAUAAAAGAUCAUCUUACACUUUCAGAA